Molecule: messenger RNA, 695 nt
Organism: Dendrobium catenatum
Lineage: Eukaryota; Viridiplantae; Streptophyta; Magnoliopsida; Asparagales; Orchidaceae
Exons: 2
Coding region: 45-695 (216 amino acids)
Source: RefSeq, a predicted model, not a curated record
UUAUAAAUGAGUAUGAUGAAACAUAUAUUUGCAAGACACCAUGCAUGACAUCGUCGUAUAGAGGAGACAAAUGGAUUGGAGAGCUACUACAUGGACAUUCAACAAUGUUUCAUAAUAUGUUUUGCAUGUCUCAAACAAUUUUUGUGAAUCUACUGAAUGACUUGGUAUGUGUUUAUGGUCUAAAUGGAUCAUCAAGGACAAUAAGUAGAGAAGUACUUGCGAUUACUUUGUACAUUUUAUCGCAUAAUGAAUCAAUAAGGUCAACAUGUGAGCGAUUUCAACACUCAACUGAGACAAUCAGUAGGUAUUUCUCCAUUGGAUUGGAAGCUUUGGUGAAAUUAUCAUGUUCUGUGAUCAAGCCUAUCGAUCCUAAUUUUGAUGAUAUACCAAGAAAUAUUUUGUAUGAUAAUCGAUAUAUGCCAUAUUUCAAGGAUUGUAUUGGAGCUAUCGAUGGAACACAUGUGGAUGCUCGUGUUUCUAAUUCUGAGAAAGCAGCUUAUAUAGGAAGAUGUGGGUCAACGACGCAAAAUGUUAUGGCUGUGUGCGACUUCAACAUGUGCUUUGCUUUUAUCAUGGAAGGAUGGGAAGGAAGUGCACAUGACAGUCGUAGUUUUAAAUUUGCAACUCAUAAUAGACACAAUAACUUUCCAAUGCCACCUCCUAGUACGUUCUAUAUAGUUGUUUCAUUAGUAUAA